Talaromyces amestolkiae is the source of this 2400-nucleotide messenger RNA. RefSeq lists its product as uncharacterized. Gene Ontology annotation, cellular component: plasma membrane. The coding region runs from base 1 to 2400 and encodes 799 amino acids. NCBI's taxonomy places the organism in Eukaryota, Fungi, Ascomycota, Eurotiomycetes, Eurotiales, Trichocomaceae. Gene Ontology annotation, biological process: actin cortical patch localization. The transcript is spliced from 3 exons. The record is from RefSeq and is a predicted model, not a curated record.
AUGGCUAAUCCUUUCCCCGCUAAAACACCAACCGGUGAUGCUCAAAUCGAGAAAUUCUCGAUUCCAUCAUCGUUUCCGUCCUCCUCACAACUCAGUCUCAAUGGAAAGACGAAACUGUCGCCUGCCGCCUCAUUCCUCAGACGCACCCCAAGUAAUGCGCAACAUGUCCGGCGCGAAUCCGUUCAGCAUCCAGAUGUCCUCCGCAGCUCGCGACGAUCCAAGUCUCAAUAUCCUCUUGACUCUUCCGAGCGCCAUGUCGAAUAUAUACUUGUGGCCUCUUUCCACAUCGACCGCGGCCCGAUAAUGGAACAUCAAUACCCUGCUUCGAUUAGUGGUGACGAGAGUAUGCUUGCAGAGCUUAUGCUUCCGGAUCAAACGCACGUACGAAGUCAAGAUUGGACUAUCUUUUUUUUACACAAGGAUACCGAGUCAGAUGAAGAAGAUGCGGGGGAAAAUAAAAAGGAACGGCGGAGAAAACGGAGGAGGCAGCAGACCGAAACCGAGCAGGGAAGCGAUGAGGACUUGACCAACGACGAAGACGAUCAGUCAGAUGAGCCUGAUAGCACUGAUGACGAGGAAGAUAGCGGAGAAGGGCCACCACUUAUGUAUGUGUUAAACUUGGUCAAUACCAAGCAAGACAAUACAGUAAGACGUGGUGCUGUGGUUAAAGCAAUGGCUAUUUGUACACGUCAUUCUUUCCUCCAUAUAUACAAACCAUUGCUUCUGUUAGCCCUAGAAGACUAUUUCAAAGCUCCUUACCCAGAGACUCUGGCAUCUCUAUAUAACGCAGUCAAUGCGAUGGAUCUAUCUUUGCUACCUCGCUUCAACCUCCUUGAACGCAGCAUUCUACAAGCGAGUGACUCGAAAGACAUGUUCAUUGAAAAGUUUGAGCGCAUGAUUGAACAACGAGUUGCAGAUGAAGAGUCGGAACGUGAUCCGGAUGCCUCCCCAGAGUCACCAACCGGCAAAUCACGCUACGUACUACCACGAGACACGCAUGAGUUUGAGUCUAAAGUCGUAUACAACGAUAUACCUAUUCCAGUAAAGGUUCCUACAAUUAUUUGGCCGGAGACAGUAGGAGACUUUUCACUCAUCAAACUCAUUCAAAUAUUCGCGACACCACACUCUACCACCCCACAACCUUUUGCGCUUCAUCCGCAUCUCACGACCAACGGAGCUUAUACCCAUCCUAUUGUUGUGUUAGUCAAUGCCAUGCUUACCCAGAAACGAGUCAUCUUCUUGGGGCAUAACCGACCAUCAGGGGAAGUGGCAGAAGCUGUAUUAGCUGCCUGUGCUUUGGUAUCUGGCGGUAUCCUUCGCGGGUUUACCCGUCAUGCUUUCCCGUACACUGAUCUCUCCAAAAUCGACGAUCUCCUGAAAGUGCCAGGAUUCGUUGCUGGAGUGACCAACCCCACGUUUGCAAAUCACCCAGAAUGGUGGGACUUGCUAUGCGAUCUCCCCACCGGCAGGAUGAAAAUCAGUAGUCGGAUUGAGCAGGCACCAUUGACAGAAGGACUCAAGUUCUUCCAGCAUUCCACUAGCAGCAACGCAUCAAAUCAGAGUGCUGAUCCUACGGGAGAUGUAGCAUUUAUGAAUGACAUUCUCCAAAGUAUCAAUCAACGAUACGGAGAAGGCGUGAUUCGUGCCAAGUGGCGCGCGUACAUUUACAAGUUCACUAGAGUAGCUGCAGCUUUCGAAGAGACCGUAUAUGGCGCUUCAGCUCUUUACAUCAUGGGACCUGGAGAGGACGCUACAUCGAGUCCUAGUGGUGCCAAAGCGGAUCCGUCAGAUCCGGCAUCGCUGCGGGGGCAUGGCUAUGUAUGGUCUGAUGAGGUUAGCAAGCAACGCGAGCUUGCAGCAUGUGUCUAUCGAAUCGAAGGGUGGCGCAAUACUCGGUCCUACUACGCAUUUAUCCAGGAUGUUGCUACCUCGUACAAUGCUACGGGUCCUAUAAAGCAGAUGGACUUGCAGCACCAUCAUGAUCGGCUACGUUCGCUGAAGCUCCCUCCUGAGGAAGCGGCUAGCAUCUAUCUUGCUUUCUCGCACGCGAUACGCAAUUAUGCAGGUGUAUGCCAGCUACUGACUGUGACACCAGAAAGUCAGGCAGGAUUGUUCUACGUCAGUCUUGGCCUCUUCCAUCCAGACGUCGCAGUCCGCGAUGCCACAGUGGAACUGCUCGACCGCAUAGCCAGUCAUGAAGCAGGCCGCCAUUUCUGGAACCAGGUUGGACGCUUCACGAAGCUGGCGUAUUUUAGGAUCAAACGAGACCAUGAUAGUCUCAUCAGCCCAGCCUUGUCAACGGCGAGCCAAGGUGAUCCUUUUGGCGGGCCGCUCCGGCAGCAACGGAGCUUGGUCGGUAUUGCUCUGGAGGGCACGAGUGCCACGAACCGGAGGAGCUGA